CAAUAUUUAAAUAAAAUAGAUUGAAAAAACUUGGGAUUUUUCUUCGUUUUGCGAACCGGGAAGACCAUUAUAGGACGGAGGGAGUAUAACUGAAUUUUACUGUUGCCAUUGAUAGGUUCAGCCACUUUGAGGAGCUACAUAGGCGUCUUAAGGAGUUUUCAGAAUAUAAUCUUCAUUUGCCACCCAAGCAUUUCUUCUCAACUGGCCUUGAUGUACCAGUCGUCCAAGAACGGUGUAAAUUGCUUGACAGAUAUCUGAAGAAACUUUUGCAGCUCCCAAGUAUUUCCAGCUCAAUUGAAGUCUGGGACUUCCUUAGUGUUGAUUCUCAGACUUACAGUUUCUCAAACUCUCUGUCAAUCAUUGAAACAGUGUCAGUUUCAGUUGAUUUGGAUGGAACAUUGCAUGGAAGAAGUAAAGAACAAAUGCAAAAUAUAGGUCCCAUGAUUGAUUCAAUAUCCUCCAACAGCAAGCAUUUUAAUGAUGAAAAAAACGUCUAUGCUUCAAGGAUGAAAGCUAAUCAUGGGGUGGAUGCCUCUAGAUUGGACUAUAGAUAUGCAGCAGCGCUCUCCUCAAAAGAACUCAACAAAGAAAACAGAAAUUCUAUUGAGGACUCAAGCAGCGAUUCUGACAAUGUGGUACUGAAGAAAACAAUUUAUUCCUCGAAAACAGAGAAGGCGGCAAAAGUGGGCGAUGCUACUGCACAUGCAUCAUCUGAGUUGCCUGUCAAUGAUUCUGCUGAUCCAACUCUUCCCAGUGAGUGGAUACCCCCAAAUUUAAGUGUUCCCAUAUUAGAUUUGGUGGAUGUUGUUUUUCAGCUUCAGGAUGGUGGGUGGAUCAGGAGACAGGCAUUCUGGAUUGCGAAACAAGUGUUACAAUUGGGAAUGGGUGAUGCCUUUGAUGACUGGUUAAUAGAAAAAAUCCAACGUCUACGACAGGGGUCAGUAGUUGCUGCAGGAGUCAAGCGUGUUGAACAGAUUCUCUGGCCUGAUGGUAUAUUCAUAACAAAGCAUCCAAGAAGACAGCGGCCUGUCCCAACUGCAACUCCAUCCAGUAAUUCACCUCAUGGGACCCCUACUUUAACAUCUGUAUCUAAGGUUGAGGUAAUCCGGAAUCCAGAUGAGAUGCAGCGGGUGGAAGAUGAGAGACGUGCAAAAUUGGUUUACGAGCUAAUGAUUGAUAAGGCGCCAGCUGCUAUUGUGGGUCUAGUUGGCCGUAAGGAGUAUGAACAAUGUGUGAAGGAUCUAUAUUUCUUCAUCCAGUCAUCUGUUUGUUUGAAGCAAUUAGCUUUAGAUCUCGUAGAGCUGGUGUUGUCGUCUGCAUUUCCUGAGCUGGAUUACGUGUUUAAGGAGUUCCGAGAAGAGAAGGGAAAGUUUGGAGUACUUAGAGAGGACUAGCGGCACAUCAUUGUUUUAUAGGGCAAGUUUUGUUUUUUUUCUUUCACCCACUGUACAGUUUCAGGUCUGGCUUGCAAAAAAAAAGAAAAGAAAAAGAGCAAUCUGCAAAAAUAUAUCAGUGUCUGUCUACUGGUCUGGUGCAAAUUAAUUGUGAAGGGGAAUAGAUUUUCUAUCUACUUAACAAUUCUAAGAGAGCCAUCAUUUACUUUAGAUUGAUGCAAAUACAUGUCCGAGUACAACUAAGUUCAAGUUUUUUUUUUUUUUUAAAAAAAUAUAUAAUAGAUACUUGUUGAUACU
Molecule: messenger RNA, 1691 nt
Organism: Cuscuta campestris
Lineage: Eukaryota; Viridiplantae; Streptophyta; Magnoliopsida; Solanales; Convolvulaceae
Source: the annotation of a GenBank genome assembly